UCUUUUCAUCUCUCUCGAUCUCACACCUUCCUCCUUCAAGGCGAUCGCCGUCGCUUUAGCACUAAAACAAACGAGGAGGAGCUAGGGCCACGACGAGGAUGAUGACCAUGAAGCACACUCUUCUUCUUCUGCUGCUUCUGCUCCUCCUCUUCCUCGUCUUUUUUGGCGUUAAGGGCGCUCUGGCGUCGCCGGGCAACCGCACGGCGAGGCGAGGGAUCACGUCGCUCAGGAUCGCGAGGAUUCAGCGCCACUUGGCCAGGAUCAACAAACCCGCAGUCAGAACCAUCGAGAGUCCCGACGGCGGAGACAUCAUCGACUGCGUCCCGCGGCACCGGCAGCCGGCGCUCGAUCACACGCUGCUGAAGGACCAUAAGAUCCAGAGAGCUGCGGAGAGGCCGAAGAAGGCGGCAGCGGCGGCGGCGGCUAGGAACGUCAGCGCGAGUGCAUCGCGCAGGGCGUGGCAGGCGUGGCACCACGCCGGGCACUGCCCCAGGGGGACCGUCCCCAUACGCCGGAGCUCCGUCGACGACGUUCUGCGAGCCAAGUCACUGUUCCACUUCGGGAAGAAGACCUUGAUGAGGCCUCCGGCGAGGAGCUCCGACGCGCCUGAUGUGGUCAGCGGCAAUGGCCAUGAGCAUGCAAUUGCUUACACAAUAAACGGUGGCGAGUUCUACGGGGCAAAGGCCACCAUCAACGUGUGGGAUCCAUCCGUCCAAGUAAACAGCGAGUUCAGCCUCUCUCAGAUCUGGAUCCUCUCGGGAUCAUUCGACGGCUCGGAUCUCAACAGCAUCGAGGCGGGCUGGCAGGUCAGCCCUGAGCUGUACGGGGACAGCAGGCCGAGGCUGUUCACUUACUGGACGAGCGAUGCAUAUGAAGCGACUGGGUGCUACAAUCUUCUGUGUUCAGGAUUUGUGCAGACCAACAGAAGGAUCGCCGUUGGAGCUGCCAUUUCACCGGUCUCUUCCUUCCAAGGCGGCCAGUACGAUAUCACAGUCCUCAUUUGGAAGGACCCGAAGCUGGGGAACUGGUGGAUGAGCUUCGGGGACGGCGGAGAUCUGGUGGGGUACUGGCCGGCGGAGCUGUUCAGCCACCUGUCGGAGCACGCCACCAUGGUGGAGUGGGGCGGUGAGGUGGUGGACACGCGCCCCGACGGCUCGCACACCGCCACCCAGAUGGGGUCGGGCCACUUCGCCGCCGGAGGGUUCUCGCGGGCCGGCUACUUCCGAAACCUCGAGGUCGUCGACGCGGACAACACCCUGGCGUCCGUCGGCGCCGGCGUAUCAACGCUCGCUGAGAACACCGACUGCUACGACAUCAGGAGCUUCGCCGGCGACUCUGCCGGCGACGCCGACGGGUGGGGCGCCUACUUCUACUUCGGCGGGCCCGGCAACAACCCGCGGUGCCCGUGACAGAGCUAACACAUCGAUCAUUCGAUCCGAUGGAUCUCUCUCUCUCUUCCGGCGUCUAGUUGCAUGGCGAUGAUUUUGCUGUUUCAUCUAUAAACAUGCAUGCCUUCUUAACUAAUUCAAUAUAUAAAUAUGUUCUAUUCUUUGAUCUUUUAAAAAUUUUAAAAUAGUAU
Zingiber officinale is the source of this 1579-nucleotide messenger RNA. RefSeq lists its product as uncharacterized. Bases 99 to 1409 code for a protein of 436 amino acids. The record is from RefSeq and is a predicted model, not a curated record. The transcript has 7 exons. NCBI's taxonomy places the organism in Eukaryota, Viridiplantae, Streptophyta, Magnoliopsida, Zingiberales, Zingiberaceae.